AUGAGAAAGCAUCUCGUUGUUGCACUGUCACUCCUUAUCAAUUGUGUAUGGGCAGCCACGGUAAAGGUGUCUCUUGAUCAAUCGAUCCAAGAUGCCAUAGACUCGUUGCCAAACGACGACUCGCAAUCGAUCAUUGAAAUUGAAAGUGGCGUUUAUGAUCAAAGCAUCAUUGUGAAGAGAUCAAACGUCGUCUUUCGCCCUUCCAACGAAGGCCGUGUUACCUUGCAAACCAGCAUUAAAGAUGAUUCGGUGGUGCUUAUAGAAUCGACUGCUGAAAACGUAGCCUUUUAUGACUUUGACAUGAUCAACACCAUUGGCGAAGCUGCUGGCAAUCAAAGGGCUCUCAAAACCUACGGCGCCAAACUCGCGUUAUAUAACUGCAAGGUCAUUGGUUUCGGUGACACUGCUCAGCUGGUUCGUGGCAGUGGCUACUUUUACAAUACUUGGGUGGAAGGCACUGUUGAUUUCAUUUAUGGUGAAUACGAUCUUUAUUGUGAGGGAUGUACUAUUGCUGCUAGUGGCAAAGGUGCACUCACUGCUGCUUCAACGCUCGCUGAUGAUGUCCAUGGAGGCUUUGUCUUCCAUGCUGCCAACCUUACACCUGUGGUAUCAAGCAUCUACGACAAGCGUCAAGAAAAUGAUCAUUCAUAUUCAUCCCCACUCAACCCUGCUGAAUACCAACAUAGCACGAUUCUUGGACGACCCUGGCACAAUGCACCUCGUGUUUACUUCCUUGAAAGCUACAUUUAUGAUCACAUCCAGCCCUAUGGUUACGAUGCAUGGGAGUUCACUGAUGAAGAGCUUGCUGGUACCUUUUAUGCUGAGUAUGGAAACAAGGGCCCCGGUGCUGACACGGCUGAACGUGUUUCAUGGGCUCAUCAAUUGAAUGCCGAUGAAGCUGCACCCUUCUUGUCGGCCAAGACCUACUUUAACAACUUGGAUAUCGGCACCGAUUGGAUUGAUCCAGAUUAUUUGUAA
Molecule: messenger RNA, 978 nt
Organism: Lichtheimia ornata
Lineage: Eukaryota; Fungi; Mucoromycota; Mucoromycetes; Mucorales; Lichtheimiaceae
Exons: 4
Coding region: 1-978 (325 amino acids)
Biological process (GO): cell wall modification
Molecular function (GO): pectinesterase activity
Source: RefSeq, a predicted model, not a curated record